AUGAAUACUUCAUUUGAAUCUGAAAAACGCGGAAUCCAAUCGGAAAUCCAAAAACUCGAGUGCUAUGAGCGGAACUGCCUUCAAGGAUUGCUCAACUGUGACAGAACCUUCCAGCAAGUGGCCCCACAAUUGUCGCCAGCAGAAUACGAAAGAUACGCUCAACAAACUCAAAAAGUAGCAGAAGCAGCCACGUACUCGUUCAUGUUUGUGAAGAGUGUCAAAGAUGAUAAGAUGGUGGAACUUCAGCAAUUGGAGCAAAAGAAAGCUGAGCAGCAGUUUUGGGCUCGCAUGGCAAGUCAGGAGGAGAAGUGA
This is a messenger RNA of Caenorhabditis briggsae, 312 nucleotides long. The record is from RefSeq and is a predicted model, not a curated record. Bases 1 to 312 code for a protein of 103 amino acids. NCBI's taxonomy places the organism in Eukaryota, Metazoa, Nematoda, Chromadorea, Rhabditida, Rhabditidae. The transcript has a single exon.